AUGAAGAAUGGUGGCGUGGUAAACUUAAAAUUUUUCAGAGUAUUUCACCUAUCCUUUAGCACUAAUAGCCCAAUAAAGGCAUUCUUUGUCAUAUCAAUUGUAAUUACCARACUUAUUUAUUUAUUAAGUACAGUAGUUCCAGAAAAUGUAAAUCAAAAUAAUGAUAGUAACACAAUAAAUAUUGAUUCCAAUGUGAAGUUACACUCUGAUUAUACACCAGRAAAGAAAUUACCAAUCUUAAAAAAAAAUCAAAAAAAAAAAGGAAGAAUUCGUUUCAAAUGUUUGCAUUGUGAAUACUUAACAUUUCGAAAACAAAAUUUAAUUGUGCAUCUUAGAGAAAAACAUGAAACUAGAAAACAACUAGAAACUGAAGUUAAUAAUGAUACAUCAAAUACAACAAGAACAAUUGAAGUAUAUUCAUGUACAUUAUGUAAAAUGACUUUUAAUACACUGGGUGAAUGUAAAGAACAUAUGAGUCAGCAUUUAAUAAAUACUCCUAAAAAUAAUCUAAAUAAACAACAAAAAAAUGAUUGUAAAAGUAUUCAAUYAAGUAAAAAAAAAAUUGAAGAUAUAGAGUAUGUUUCGAAGUGUGUACAUUGUAAACGUAAAUUUCGAUCUGAAAAUUCUAAAGUACUUCAUUCAUUGUGUCACCAAAAUGAUAGUAAAGAUUAUAAAUGUAGUGAAAAAAAUUGUGAUUUUAUUACGCCAAGAUGGAAUACUUGUCGCAUACAUUUAUGGAAAGUUCAUAAAAUUGAUGUUGAUAUGUUUAGCUGUCAAGUUUGUAAAAAAUAUACCACUACAACUUAUCAUAACUUAGUUAAUCAUGUAUCCAUGAAACACAAUAAGGCAUUGUCUUGUGUAGACUGUGGUGCUGAAUUUGAGGAUUCAAUUAAGCUACAGAAUCACAGAGUAUUUCAUUCAAAAGCUAAGUCUGUAAAUAAAGAAAGAUGGUAUAUGGAAAAAACAUGUGUAAUUUGUAAUAUGGUGUUAGCUAACUCAAAAAGUUUAAAACUUCAUACAAAAAAUGUUCAUCUGAAGUUAAAGCCUUACGUGUGUCAAGUUUGCAAUCAUGGUUCAGCAACUAAAUACAUGAUGCAAGUGCAUAUGAGGCAGCAUACUGGUGAAAAACCAUUUAGUUGUGAUGCUCCAGAUUGUAAUUUUAAAACUGGGGAUCAUAACUCACUUAGACGUCAUAAACUCCGCCACUCAGAGGAAAGGCCGUACAAAUGUACUCAUUGUGAUUACAAAUGUAUCCAAGUAACUGCUCUCAAAAGUCAUAUAACGAAUAAUCAUCGGGAAAAAAUGGACAGUUCAUAUUACUCAUGUAAUCGGUGCCCAUUUGGAACUGUGAGCUUAAAAAGAUACAAUGACCAUGUAUCUGCUCAUGAAACACAAGUUCAAAAUGGUCUAGAACCUAGUCCUGUAAAAUGUCAUGAGACAAAAGCAGAAAUGACUGACGAUGAUGAUACUGCACAAGGAUAUGUUGAUGACACAGGUGGUAUAACUAUUUCUGAAAGUGUGGGUUGUGCUGUAUUAAAUUUAGACGAUAAUGCAAUUAUGCUUACAUAACAUGUUUUUAAAUAAAAUUAGUCAUAAAACAAAUUCAAAAUAUUUUUUUUUCACCCUAAAUUAAU
Molecule: messenger RNA, 1634 nt
Organism: Diuraphis noxia (Russian wheat aphid)
Lineage: Eukaryota; Metazoa; Arthropoda; Insecta; Hemiptera; Aphididae
Product: zinc finger Y-chromosomal protein-like
Biological process (GO): regulation of transcription by RNA polymerase II
Cellular component (GO): nucleus
Molecular function (GO): DNA-binding transcription factor activity, RNA polymerase II-specific
Source: RefSeq, a predicted model, not a curated record